GUGCAUGGACAACUUUUAAAAGCAUGUUUCUUUGAUUUUAUCAUGUGAAUAAUUGAAUUUUUGCCUGUGUAAGGAGCAUUCAGAGUUCAUCAUUGGUACGGUUCGUCGUUAUACUGGGUGACUUUUGCUAUUUGUAUUGUUUAUCUAAUUACGUUGACUCUGGUGUUCACCUGUAUACCUGUCGGUGUAUCAUUUAGCGACUUGGUGGACUCGUCCGACUUGAUUUCUGGGAAGGUUUAGUCAACUUCCGGUGUGCUGAGGGAUCGUCAAUACACAGUAAUAUUACCAAGUGAUGGAAUCUCGAGAUCAUGAGGUGGAGAGUCCCAGUAUAUUCGAUCUAAACUACGUAUUGAGCAGCUGUUCGAACUUCUCUCCAGAUCUAGAGGAGGAAGAAAGGUUAUCCAAACCAACCUUGAACUUGCUAGACGUGAAUUAUGAGGUCAAGGAAAGAGUUGGUCCUUGGUGGAAGGGAGCAUGUUUCCGGAGACAACGGAAAAAGACGGUGCUUCGUGACGUCACUAUGCAGUUAAAAAGUGGACGUCUAACGGCUAUACUCGGGAGUUCAGGAUCCGGUAAGACCUCCCUUCUGGACGUUAUAGCAUGUAGAACUGAGGGCAAAGUCACGGGGAAGGUCUACUACAAUAACUACGAAUGUUCAAAGGAAGUAAUCAAACAAUAUGGAGCCUACGUCAUGCAAGCAGACCGUUUUCUCCACAACUUGACAGUAAGAGAGACACUUCGAUACGCUGCCUUUCUACGACUGCCCGGCAGGACCAAACAGUUCGAAAUUGAGAAUAAGGUGAACAGUGUCAUCAAUGAGAUGGGGCUGAAGAAUGUAGCUGACAGUAAGAUCGGUGGUAACAUUGUCAGAGGAAUUUCUGGUGGAGAGCGUAGAAGAGUCACAAUUGCACUACAACUUUUGCAAGAUCCAAAGAUCUUGCUAUUAGACGAGCCUACCACUGGAUUGGACAGCUACACGGCACACUAUCUAGUCUCAAACCUCCGCGAUAUCGCCCGAAGAGGUAAACUGGUUCUCCUUACCAUUCACCAGCCUCGAUCAGACAUUUUCAAACUCUUUGACGAAGUCGGUAUACUCAGUAUGGGAGACGUGGUGUACUUUGGCGGAGCAGAACAGAUGUUGGACUAUUUCCAGAACAUCGGAUACCCUUGUCCUACCUAUGCCAAUCCUUUAGAUCAUUAUGUUGACUUGGCCAGUAUUGACAGACGAGAUCAUCAGAGAGAACACGAAACAGCAACAAGAGUGCGCCACCUAGUGGACACAUUCUAUAAAUCAGAAAUUCACAACGAGACUGUCAAUGACGUCAACGAGGCCACAAUGCGCCCAAGUAGCAGGGCUACGAUGCUGUAUUUUUACAAACCACGACCGCCAAAUGUGUUCAGAGUGAUGUUUACACUAUGGAAACGAAUGAUGUUGAACUUGGCGCGUGAGCGGACGAUCUACAUCCCUCGGGUGUUUAUGUUGUCACUGUUUGUGCCGUUUAUAUGCGCCUUCCUUGGACACAUGAAGACCAAUCAGGAAAGUAUUCAGGACCGGAUCGGGUUGAUGUAUCAGUCCGCGAGUGUGCCCCCGUAUGUCUCCAUUCUUAAUGCCGUGGCCAUUUUUCCGCCCUUGAGGGAUCUCUUCUACAGGGAAUGUCGGGACGGGCUGUACUCCACCGGCACCUUCAUUCUGACUUACGCAAUCCACGUUCUACCUUUCCACAUCAUCGCCAGCUUCAUCUUCAGUAUCAUUGUCUACUGGGUGACAGGACUCUACCCCACCUGGGACAGAUUCGCCAUCUAUUACGCUGUGGUAUGUGCACUCCACUUUAUAGGGGAGAUCAUCACGGUGGGCACAAUGGGGGUCCUCAUCAACCCUAACAUCGCCAACAGCACGUCAGCCCUCGUCCUCACUGCGUCUCUGUUGCUGGCCUCGGGACUUCUAAGAAGUAUUAAGAACAUGCUGGAGAUUUUCCAAUGGGCCAGUUGGCUCAGCGUGCACAAAUACAGCACUGAGAUUCUAAUGGCGAACGAGUUCCACGGGCUGAACUUCACCUGUCCGCCGCCGGGCGAAGGAGUGUGUCAGUUUAUUACGGGAGACGAUUACUUGAAGGAGUUUUAUCCAGACGCCGUGGACAACAUGCACACAAACUUCUGGGCCCUAGGAGGGUUCACAGUCUCUUUCGUGGUGUUCACAGUCAUAGCCUUCAAAAUCCGGGGGAUACCAAACCUCAACUAGGCCAUAAAUGGCCGUGACAGCACGGUUAUAUCUCCAAGAUACUCGUUUGAUUAACCUCAGUCUUAAUCAAAUUACAACGACUAUUGUCAUAUUUAUAUUGUUGUUGAAACUGACACUUACAGUGUUUUUGUGUUUAUUGUUAACAAUGUCUGUGAUAAAUAAAAUAUUCACAUUGUAAAAA
Molecule: messenger RNA, 2420 nt
Organism: Ostrea edulis (European flat oyster)
Lineage: Eukaryota; Metazoa; Mollusca; Bivalvia; Ostreida; Ostreidae
Product: ATP-binding cassette sub-family G member 5-like
Exons: 11
Coding region: 293-2239 (648 amino acids)
Biological process (GO): cholesterol homeostasis
Cellular component (GO): plasma membrane
Molecular function (GO): ABC-type transporter activity; ATP binding; ATP hydrolysis activity
Source: RefSeq, a predicted model, not a curated record